Messenger RNA from Lottia gigantea (owl limpet), 231 nucleotides. RefSeq lists its product as hypothetical. The record is from RefSeq and is a predicted model, not a curated record. Lineage: Eukaryota; Metazoa; Mollusca; Gastropoda; Lottiidae. Gene Ontology annotation, molecular function: ATP binding. Gene Ontology annotation, cellular component: membrane. The transcript has a single exon. The annotation marks the transcript as partial.
UUUCGAUAUGCUGAUUGUAUAGAUAGAAUAUUAAUGAUAGUUGGAUGUCUGGCUGCGAUGAUACACGGUGCUGCCUUCCCUGUUAUGAUUAUUGUAUUUGGUGAUAUGAUUGAUCUAUUUGUUAACAAUGGAAUCGGUGCCUUCCUGUAUUUACCCAACGUUCAGGCUUUUAUAAAUGCCUUUAAUAUCAGUCAAAAUACCAUCAUAUCAGACCAGACAGUUUUACUGUAA